Cyphellophora attinorum is the source of this 1311-nucleotide messenger RNA. RefSeq lists its product as uncharacterized. Bases 1 to 1311 code for a protein of 436 amino acids. Gene Ontology annotation, molecular function: DNA-binding transcription factor activity. NCBI's taxonomy places the organism in Eukaryota, Fungi, Ascomycota, Eurotiomycetes, Chaetothyriales, Cyphellophoraceae. The record is from RefSeq and is a predicted model, not a curated record. Gene Ontology annotation, biological process: regulation of DNA-templated transcription. The transcript has a single exon.
AUGUCGUUGUUCCGCACUGACAGUAAUGACGAGAGUGAGGCGAAUGGUGUCCCGCCUGCCGAAGAAGCACAAGCAAACGGUCAAGGCCCGCCCAGUGCAAACGGUCAAGGCCCGCCCGGUGCAAAUGGUCAUUUGGCAGAUACAGUGGCUCCAAGUAAUCUCAUUCUGCCGUCGAUCGAAACUCGGGAGCAACUGCAGCGGUACGCUUGUUGUGGAGCUCUGCGCUACUGCAUUUGCGAGUUGCCGCCCGCCCUUACACCGGACAGGGGCGGAGCUCAGGAUGAGGAGGAUGAUCUCAUUCUGCCGUCGAUCGAAACUCGAGAGCAAUGGCAGCCUGAUACCGGGACACCGACCGGCCUUACACCGGACCGCUAUAGAGCUGCGGAUGAGGAGGGUCUGGACGACCGAGCUCAGUCCGAGCCGCACCACAAUGCCCAAGCCCACGUCCCUUUUCCCCCAGUGCCCGCCCCAGCGAAGCGUCAAAGUCGCAAAAAGACGUCUGGUACUAGAGGCGGGCGGAAGCGGAAGCCGACCGUUGCACCGUCACCUGAAGCAGAGGCCAAACGAGAGAAAAACUUGGCGAAGAAUCGUAAGGCAGCCGCUCGAUGCCGCGACAACAAGAAACUCAUGGUUCGGAAGAUGCAAGACGACGCGCGUGUGCUUGAAACGGACAACACCCUUCUGAGGGAGCAGCGGCAGCAGGAGAGCAACGAGCUUGAGCUGCUUCGAGCUGCUGCCCUCGGUCACGUCAUUUCAGACGGCUGCCAUUCCUCCGAGAUACGAACGCGACUUGUGCAUUUGCAGAAUCAGUAUGGGCCACCAUCUAUUCCUCUUCCGGCCCCUUUGACACAUCAGCGUCCUCCAGAGCUGGCUGCUCCUCAGCCUCCUCUAGGUCAUCAGUAUUCACCACCUCGCUAUCCCAUCGAACCAUAUCUGCCCACCCCUGGUGCAAUGUUGAGGCCGAUUCCGCAACCCGUACAGCAACAUACUCCGCAACUGAAUACCCCGUACGGACUGUACCACGGUCAAACUCAGCCCCAGAGGCCGCCUCAGCAGUCCCAGCAAUUUGGCCAGCUACCUCCGCCCCAUCAGCCGUUACCUUGGGGCCCCGAUCCGCCCAUUGUGUCCAGAGUCCCCCCUGUUGCUGAUCCCUCUACUUUGGGCCACCACGAUGCCACGGAUGCGGCGGCCUUCGAUGAUUCGGGCAUCGUGAUGAACAGUCCCCUCAGCGGCCGCCCGGACAAACCCGAGCACUCGCGCAACACGCACGACGAAGGAGAGAAUGGUGACAUGGACGGUUCGCGCGAAUGA